AUGGACUUCAGCAAGUGGAACGUCUUCUGGAGUUUGUGCUUUGGGCUGUUGUCCUUUCUAAUCAUCGUUGGAAAUGCUCUAUCCAUAUCAAUACUUUUCAAGAGAAAGCUACGAAAGCGUCCUCAUUACUUGUUAAUUAGCUUGGCUUUCGCUGAUCUCUUGGUUGGAUUAAUCCCAGUGCCACUUUACAUUAUCAUUCAAUACUCACGAUAUCGAAUUUUUGGUUUGGUUUAUACUCGCGGGGAUAUGUUUGCAGGCUUAAGCUCGGUCUUCACCCUUGCGGCUAUUUCCCUAGAAAGACUGCACGCAAUUGCUCGGCCUCUUCGCCAUCGACAACUCACCUUACGCAGCUAUGCGAUUGCCAUAGCAACCCCAUAG
This is a messenger RNA of Porites evermanni, 378 nucleotides long. NCBI's taxonomy places the organism in Eukaryota, Metazoa, Cnidaria, Anthozoa, Scleractinia, Poritidae. The record is from the annotation of a GenBank genome assembly.